This is a messenger RNA of Perca fluviatilis (European perch), 3855 nucleotides long. It is a transcript of the gene plpp4, whose product is annotated as phospholipid phosphatase 4. The record is from RefSeq and is a predicted model, not a curated record. The coding region runs from base 412 to 1278 and encodes 288 amino acids. NCBI's taxonomy places the organism in Eukaryota, Metazoa, Chordata, Actinopteri, Perciformes, Percidae. The transcript has 7 exons. Gene Ontology annotation, biological process: phospholipid metabolic process. Gene Ontology annotation, molecular function: phosphatidate phosphatase activity.
UCUUCACUUGUCUCCCAUCACUUCCCCCCCACACCUCUAAUGUUUUCCCAUUUCUAAUCCAAACUCUAGCCCAGUUGUAAGUAAUUGAUGGAGUGGAGGAAGGACACAUCAACUCGUUAAUUACGGAGCAGCUGUCAGCAAAAGAGUUGCAAUAAAGAAAAUCGCCCGAGGGGAUUGAAGCAGACGGAGAGCAGCGCGGAGACCGGCGAAGGCGAAGGAAGGAAAGGGGGGGGGAAGACUGCUUCAGGUGACCGAGUCGCGAUGGAGGCGCGCGGCAUGCGUGAUUAGGGAGCACCGCUUGUUGGAAAAGCGCUCGCUUUGUCCAGGUGGAUUACAAAGUGAACAAGCACCAGAACUGACCGGGACCGCCCUUUGUCUCGCUACUUCACUUGGACGGAUUAUCUCACAAUCAUGAACGUGUCGCCCCCGGACCGCAGGAAAAACGUGCUGCGAGAGCUGGCUUUGGAGAUUGGCAUCCGAGUUCUGCUUUUCGGAGUUUUUGUAUUUACAGAGUUUCUGGAGCCCUUUGAGAGAGUGAUUCAACCAGAGGAACUUUGGCUCUACAAGAAUCCUCUGGUUGAGUCAGACCACAUCCCCAAGAGGGUCAUGUUCGCAAUUUCAUUCCUCACCCCACUGGCGGUGAUAUUUGUGGUGAAGAUAAUUCAGAGGACGGACAAGACAGAGCUCAAAGAGGCAUGUUUAGCUGUGUCCCUGGCCCUCGCCCUGAAUGGAGUCUUCACGAAUACUAUCAAGUUGAUUGUUGGCAGACCCAGGCCCGAUUAUUUCCAGCGUUGUUUCCCUGAUGGACAAGUAAAGGGGGAUGCGAGGAUGCUGUGCACCGGAGAGCCAGAUCUAGUCUCUGAUGGACGCAAGAGCUUCCCCAGCAGCCAUUCCUCCUUUGCAUUCUCCGGACUUGGCUUCACCUCCUUCUACCUGGCGGGGAAGCUGCAGUGUUUUACGGAUCAAGGUCGAGGGCGUAGCUGGCGUCUCUGUGCCAUGGUGCUGCCUCUCUACAGCGCUAUGAUGAUUGCACUGUCCCGGACCUGCGACUACAAACACCACUGGCAAGACGCCUUUGUUGGAGGAGUGAUCGGGUUGCUGUUUGCGUACAUCUGCUAUCGCCAGCACUAUCCACCCUUUCUGCACACGGACUGCCACCUGCCUUAUGCCAGUCUGGCUGCUGCUGCCCACACGCCCUCGCAUCCCCAGGACGACCCGCUGCCCACUGACAAUGCCACCACCCUUCCCCUGGAGGGCUUGACUGAAGGGCCAGUAUGACUAGUGUCCACCACCGAGACUCCCCCCAACACCCUCACCAAGCCACUGAACCCACUUCCCCAUUCCCAGUGACAUGACUGGCUCUUCUAUACAUUCCAGUGGACAAUGAUACACCUCACCCAUCUCCAUACUGUUGCACCCUGUCUCGGUGACACCUACAUUUUGUUUGUUUAGUUUUUUUUUUAUUAUUAUUAUUAUAAUAUAUCUGGAUCUUGCUCAGCAGCCGUCAAAGUCUAUAUUUAGAUUUAUCUACGAAUAUGGGACAUCACCGCUGAGAGGGAAGAGAGAAAAUCAUGUUGAAAACCAGAGAAAAAAAAGUCUUACUAAUGGCUGUGAAGGAAGAUGAAAACAUUGCUAGUUUUUGCUGGGAUUGUUUUGGCUUAAUGAGAAAUGUGGUUUGGCAGGUUGUUUCUUGCUGGAGUAUAUUUAUUGUUUGGCUGUUAAAGGAUUAGAAGAGCAGGUUGGGGAGAUUCUGAGAAAUCCCCUGAAAUGUCACAGCAAUCAAAUGAAACCAGUUAAACUAUUAGAUUAUUGUAUGUUGUAUGUCCCACUAUGAAACAAAUUGUGAUGCUGCAUUUUCAUUUAAAAUCCAAGGACUUGGGCACUGCUUUUAGUGAGUUUUGCAACAUAAUGCUAGAUAUAGAACCUACUUGUACCAAGUAAGAACCAAGUAUUCAAUGUUACCUAACUUUACUCUUCUGCACUCACCCAUUUUUUUGUUAUUCCAUUUCUCCCCAUUCUCUUGGGGGCUUGUAUAGUUUUCCACUGCAGUCCUACAUAUCACCGCUUCCCCUCUUCUCUUCCUCUCCUUGACACCAUCCAACUUUAUUUUCCACAAUCCCUGCAUUUAGCAAAUGUUCCCAGAGGUUGCACGGAGACAUGAACUCAAAUUGUAGCUCAACGAGUGCAGUCUAGUACAGGCGGGUGGGAAUGACGUGGUGAAAGUGUGUCUGGACAGGCACAAGCUCAAAUCUGAUCCUGCAUUAAUCCUCAUUAAGUAAGGUCAGCCACGGCUGCUUAUGAGCACAUUAGGACUGUAUGAGGUGCUCCACGGAUUGACUGAGCAUUGCAAAUGGCUUUCAGCCCACUGUAGCCCCACAAAUAGACAAACUAGCAUUCAGGAGACGACAGGCCUGAACCCGGGGGCAGUGAUGGAGAUGUAUUAUUCAUCCAUUAAUGUUCCAUUAUUUAUGAAAAUUUCCAGCCUUAAUUUAGGGACAUCAUGUGAAAACAAACCAACAGACACCAAAGAUUUGUAGUUUUUUCCUGCUUGGGUUGUAUGCAACCUGUUAUGCUUUGUUAAACAAUAUGACACAUAGCCAGAUUACUGGUUCCCUAUCAACAAAGCAAUUUGUAGCCUCUUACAAGUUUUGUCUGAAAGGAUGGAUCAUUUUGUUGCCUUGGUUACUAUGUCUUUUUUGCCAUUGCUGUGACAUAAAUGGGAAGGUGCAAUCUCAGUUUACCUCUAUUGCCCAACCAAGCUACAUAGGAAGGCGACGAAAAAAAAAAAAAAAGUGAAAUGUAGAAGGUUAUUUUGUUAUUUUAUUAUCUUGUCAGAAUGUUAGUCAAGCCUAUUUGUACAUUUGUCUCCACUGUCAAAAGACCACACGUUUUUAUGUGAAACAGCCGCACCUUCAGCUGCUGUUUGCUUACACAGAGAAAGAAAACUUCUCUCUGUUCAAAAUUCUUUUAUUAAACACAAUUUACUCAAAUCAGCCACAGUUAAGCCUCUAUCACUAAUGCAACCCAUUGGCAGCUUCUGUGUGCGUUUGCGUUCAGAUUUUGAUAAGGCCUGUCCCGCACGGAUGCAAUACAAAUUACUUUACACAGAAUGAACAGCAGCACCGGCCUGGAGAUCUGUGACUGUGAGAUUUUGACACCUAGAGACAGAUUUGGGGAUGAAAUGAUUGUGACACAGAUGCAUUGUGUUCUAUAGACCUGCAUUCGCCUGACUUGGCAGCCUGAUGUUUGUACUUCAUUAUGUAUUGUAUGUCAUUUUAGUAUUAUCCUAUUAGAUGGUGCAGUGUAUAUUGGGAAAAAAUGUUGUUCAGGAGUCAUGUCUGUAACAGUAUUUUCGCUUUAUCCACAAUGGAUGUGCGUUUGCCUUCAAAUCAUUCCAUGAUUUGUUUUAAUUUGGUGCUAUAGAUACUUUUUUAGCAGUAGGUGUCACUUUUUUUCAAAUGGUGAAUGCGUCAUUUUGACAUGAAAGUUCAAUCAUUUUCUACAGAGAAAAAAACAUUAUAUUAAAGUACAUAUUUCUUUUCUUUUUAAAUCAUAUGCUCAAGGGCAACCAGUGCUCGUUAUUCUGUGGAUUCUGUCAUUUCACCUUCCCAUGGACUGAAGGGAUAAAAGUAACUAAAAAAACAAGAAUUAUGAAAUAUUACCAAUUAUAAUGAAUAGAUGUCUGAAGAAAAAAUAGAGUGUAAGACUUAUGAAUCUUUGUUCAUGGCAUGCCAGUUCCAUUUGUGAGAAAAGACUGUUUUCUAUGAAUAAGCAUGUCUGGCCUUGAGAACUCUUUGAGCUGUGUUUUGCUGUUUAUAUACUUUAUGUACAAUAAAGGACUGCAGCUGUGUGGAA